This is a messenger RNA of Corticium candelabrum, 1272 nucleotides long. Its product is annotated as metalloendopeptidase OMA1, mitochondrial-like. The record is from RefSeq and is a predicted model, not a curated record. Gene Ontology annotation, biological process: mitochondrial protein processing; protein quality control for misfolded or incompletely synthesized proteins. Gene Ontology annotation, cellular component: mitochondrial inner membrane. Bases 142 to 1029 code for a protein of 295 amino acids. Lineage: Eukaryota; Metazoa; Porifera; Homoscleromorpha; Homosclerophorida; Plakinidae. The transcript has 7 exons. Gene Ontology annotation, molecular function: metalloendopeptidase activity.
GAGACUGCCCGGAUUUUUAUCUAGAAUUUUAUCUCUAACGUUUACGAUGUUGGAGAGAGGACGACUAUUUAGUUAGCUUUGUUGUGAAGUUUACAACUAGAGAUUGGGGCAGUCGCUCGUGUGUCACGUGACCCACUGGUUAUGUCCGCAUUAUUUCGCUCUCUGAUUUGCUGUCGGCGCUUUACGUCAUCAAUACUAGAAGAGAGUGUGUUGUACAAGACGGUCAGACGAGGGACGGUGAAAUAUGGAAUCACAUCCGGGACUUGUCGUAUUUCAUCCAUAUUUGGAAAAUUUGAUUGUGCUACAUUUCACACGACCUCUCGACGACAUGCAGUGUGGCUGGCUAAUCCAUAUUUGUACAGAAUAGUCGCAUUUGUAGGUGGACGGUUAAUGAGGAGAUGGUGGAAGAAACUGCCCAACAAGACAAGAAGAAGAUAUGUUGGUGUGUUGUCAAAGAGUGGACAUUGGAUAUUUGUGGGUACUCUAGGAGCGUUUGCAGGUAGUGCUGGAUAUUAUGCGUAUCAUUUGGAAGAAGCAACGAUCUCUCAUCGUAGAAGGUUUAUGGCUGUUGAUCAGAGUGAAAUGAAGGAAAUUGGAGAUUAUUUGUUCUCACUCGAAGUGGCAACAGCUCAAGACAAAAUUGUAUCUGCUGGUCAUCCCAGUUAUGCAAGAGUUCUUGGUGUUACCACAAAACUACUGCAAGCCAACAAGUGGGAUGAGGCAUUAGACGUCAACUGGAGGAUUGUCAUUAUUGAUGAUCCUACUGUGACGGCGUAUGUUAUGCCUAGUGGUCAAAUUGUGGUGUAUACUGGACUGUUGGAGAUGAUGAAGACGGACGACAUGUUGGCUGUUAUUCUGGGACACGAAAUGGCACAUGCAAUUAUGGGGCACAUGGGAGAGAAUGCAAGUCAGGAGCAAUUAAUUAAUUUUUUCUCAUUGAUCAUCGUCACUCUUGUGUGGUUCCUGCUGCCUGAUGUCACAGCUUUCUUUACUCAGUGGCUUGAGAAAAGCUUACAGAUGUGUUCAUGAAGCUGCCAUAUUCAAGAAAACUAGAGGGUGAAGCAGACGUUGUGGGUCUCAUGUUUGCAGCACGUGCGUGUUACGACAUUCGUGAGAGUUCAGUUUUGUGGGAGACUCUCGCAGUAGCCGAUGGUGACAACCAACCGGUUGAGUGGCUAUCGACCCACCCGGCACACGAGACACGAGCCGGAUACCUCGACAUGAUCAUUCCCGACUUCAUCGAAUACAGAAAGAAAUGCAACUGCGAUGAUU